Molecule: messenger RNA, 1934 nt
Organism: Beta vulgaris subsp. vulgaris (sugar beet)
Lineage: Eukaryota; Viridiplantae; Streptophyta; Magnoliopsida; Caryophyllales; Amaranthaceae
Product: ethylene-responsive transcription factor ERF113
Exons: 2
Coding region: 804-1709 (301 amino acids)
Biological process (GO): regulation of DNA-templated transcription; ethylene-activated signaling pathway
Molecular function (GO): DNA binding; DNA-binding transcription factor activity
Source: RefSeq, a predicted model, not a curated record
GAUGUAGACGAAAUUCAAUUUCAAGUCUAAGAAACCACCUCUACAAAAUUUUAUAAACUAAAACUAGAUGACAUCUACAAAUACCUAUAUUUAGGUACACUCAGUGUAUAAUAAACGCGCGGCUAGAAUAAGUCCAAAAAUGACCAAAGGGGGUGAUGCACAAGCGCUUUGACACUUUACCACAGUUAGACUAGGUAGACGGUAGCACAAAAGGAAGAAAACAGAAAACCCUUUGAGGGUGUUGCAUUGUAUAAGAAGAGGCUGUUUAGGAAAGUGUAAACCCUAUUUCUAUCUUUCUUCUUAAUCCAUUGAUGAAUCAGCAGUCAGCUGUAGAGCAGAACGAAGCAACUAGAACCACUAGUAUAAGCUAUAACUAGGUAGAGCCCUCCACCCAAGUUGCAAUUUGCAUGUGCUUAAGUGCUUAACCAAGUUGCAUCUUCUACUUAGAGUUAAUCUUAUAUAAGCUCCAAAUACCUGGUUUUUGUGGUUACAUUCAAGCUAAGAGAUCAACUAUUAUCAGACCCAACAAAUCUAUUUAGUUCGUACUAGCGAGUCUUGAGGCUCCAACCAUCAGCUUAAACUUUUAGUUGCUCGAGUUAGUAACUUUUUUUUUUGGUUAGUCUGUUCAUUUUUCUCCUUUUAAGGUGGAUCCAGAAAGCAGGCAUGGGAAGAGGGCGAUUCCAUCACUACAACAAGCAUCAAAAGAGAAAGAAGAAGAAGAAGAUCAUGAUGGAUUAGUUGCAAAAAUCUGUGAUGAACAACAUAAUAACUACUCCUACUAUCCUGCAAGUACUACCCAUGAAAUGGAUUGGGUAGAUCACAAAGAUACAAAGGUCAUGGUUUCAGCCCUUGCUCAGAUCAUGGAUACCUCCUCCACACACCAACCUCAACCUCAACCUCAGCCUCAGCCUCAGCCUCCAUCGUCGUUGUCGUUGUCGUCGUCGUCAUCCAUAACUCAUGAAGCUUAUGCUAAGACAUCACAAAAUCUUUACCCUUCUCAACAGUUGCAAGAUCAAGCACCUGGUGGAGGAAGUGGAAGAAAAAGGCAUUAUAGAGGAGUAAGACAAAGGCCAUGGGGGAAAUGGGCAGCAGAGAUCAGAGAUCCAAUAAAAGCAGCACGAGUUUGGUUGGGGACGUUUGAAACUGCAGAGGCAGCUGCAAUCGCAUACGAUGAAGCAGCCUUAAAGUUUAAAGGCACUAAAGCUAAGCUCAACUUCCCUGAGAGAGUCAUCUAUGGUCAUCCUCACUACUACUCGGCGAACCAAACUGCUACUACUGCUACUGCUACUACUGCUGCUACGACUAACAUGGCACGUACUACUCAUGGUCAUGGUCAUGGUCAUGGUCAUGGUCCUACUACUAAUACUAAUAAUACUACAACUAGUAAUAAUAUGUAUCCAGAUCUUGUGCAAUAUGCACAACUUCUUUCUAGCAAUGAUGUCAACUUCCCCUAUUUCAUGUCAAGCCUCUACCCACAAAGUACUUACAAUACUGCCGAUACUAGUAACUAUCAUUCUAUUUCGACAUCUCAGUCUACACCUUCAUCGACUUCUACAAAUCGAGUCGAGCUACCACAACCACCACCACAUUAUCAAGAGUGGAACUUUGAAAGGUUUUCCACCAGCAGCACAAACACUAGCACCAGCAGCAGUUCGCCUCAUUACUAUACUAGCUCCUUUAAAAGGCCUGGCUCUGAUGCUGAUAUUUAAGCACUAGUCCAACCAGCCUAAUUGGUGUACGAUCUUACGUGACUCCUUAAUUAUCCUAUAUGUAAGAUGUCCAACAUUCUAUAUUAUGCAACUUUUCAUCUCUUUAUUAUUUCCCCGUUUAGAAACAGUUGCACCAUUUGCAUAGUGUUUACUGUUCACAUCUUAUAUUUUGAUUGUCUUUGGUGAUUUAUAUUUUAUGAAAAAUAUAGUCAUAUAAUCUUGCUA